Plectropomus leopardus (leopard coralgrouper) is the source of this 1866-nucleotide messenger RNA. It is a transcript of the gene nipsnap1, whose product is annotated as nipsnap homolog 1 (C. elegans). Gene Ontology annotation, cellular component: mitochondrion. Lineage: Eukaryota; Metazoa; Chordata; Actinopteri; Perciformes; Serranidae. The record is from RefSeq and is a predicted model, not a curated record.
GCAUCACACGGUCACGUGUUUUUAAAUCUCCGGCGGGUUUAGCAGCUUUGACGGGUUAAAAUCAGUCAAAAACCCCACAGAUAGGAAGGUAAACAUUAACCAGACCGGCGAGUUUACUUGUUCGCAGAAGUUUUUACCUCACAGAGGAACAUGGCGACGACUUCUUCGGUGUGGUCUAAAGGACAAAUGUUGUCCAGGUAUUCUGUGAAUCUGCACCAAACGACCAGGAGGUUUUCAGAGAGCGGCGACAAAGGCUGGUUCCGUUCCUUGUUUGUGCACAAAGUCGAUGCCAGGAAAGAUGCCCACUCCAACCUGCUGUCAAAGAAAGAGACCAGCAACCUGUAUAAAAUUCAAUUUCACAACGUCAAACCAGAGUGCCUGGAAGCGUACAACAGUCUAGAGGCUGAGGUGCAAAACAGGCUCCAUCGGGACCAGGACUACCCAUGUGAGGUAGUUGGGAGCUGGAAUACCUGGUACGGAGAGCAGGACCAAGCUGUGCAUCUAUGGCGAUACCGAGGAGGCUACCCAGCCUUGACUGAGUGCCUGAAGAAGCUACACGAUAACAAGGAGUAUUUAGAGUUUCGGAAAGAGAGGGCAAAGAUGUUGAUUUCAAGGCGAAAUCAGCUCCUCCUGGAGUUUAGUUUCUGGAAUGAACCCUUGCCCAGACCAGGACCCAACAUCUACGAAAUGCGCACCUAUCACCUCAAGCCAGGAACUAUGAUUGAAUGGGGAAACCACUGGGCGAGGGCAAUCAAAUACAGACAGGAAAACAACGAAGCCGUGGGCGGGUUCUUCUCACAGAUCGGUGACCUUUAUGUUGUUCAUCAUUUGUGGGCUUAUGGAAGCCUGCAGUCCCGAGAGGAGACGAGGAACUCUGCGUGGCUGAAGGAAGGGUGGGAUGCAAAUGUGUAUUACACAGUGCCGCUGAUCAGAAGCAUGGAGUCUAGAAUAAUGAUUCCCACCAACAGUUCGCCUUUACAAUGAGAAGAUGAAUCUCGGAGCAACGCUUUGACUAAAAAGUCAUUCACCUACUGCUAGAGCAAUAUGUAGUUUUAUUUUAUUGUCACAUGAUCUGUUUAAGGAUGUAAACAAAAACAUUUUCUGAUUCGACAUUUCCAUAGCAGCUAGCCAGUCAUGAAAUGUAAUAAUGCAGUGUGUGUGUGCAUAUAUUUUGAGAAUACUGAAAAGGCCAUGUUUUCAGAAGUUUAGGUCAAAUAUGUAAAAAAAGGAAUGACAAACUGGCGCAACGAAAUACCAAAUUCUAUGCAUUACAUUACCUGCACGUAUGUUACACUGUAGAGAAAAUGAUGCAAUUGUGUCGAGCUAGGCGCAGUAUGUUUCCUGAUUUUUGUUUUUAAUCAUGAGUUAUGGUAAUUGACAGUGUAUUUGUUUUUCUGCAGUGAAUGACUAGGUUCCACCCAGCCUUUUAUGAUUGCACUUUUAUGACUGAAUAUGAAUCACACUGAAUGAGAUCACACUGAGCUUCACAGCUGUGACUGUGAGAGGCAUGUUUGAUCAAAUAAAGCUUGUCAGACUACCUCACUCAUUAAAAUAUCACAUCAUUUCUCUGAUUAAAAUUUACAGCAAGAUGUGACUUGAGCUUACCAAGAGCACAUUGGUAGCUUCUGUUGUAAGCAGGUGGUCAGUGUUUUUCAAAACAAAUGACGGCAGUGUGUAAAGCUCAGAAUCAAUGUUAAAAAGGAGCUUUGGUAUUGUGGUUAGGCAAGUUUUAAAAAUAACCGAAAGAUAAUAAUAAAAAAAAGGGUAAACUAACAAAGCUGAGCUUUUCUUGAUUCGUAAAAGUGGUUCAAGUUAUUCUUGUGAUAAAAUUCAACUUUUAAAAACAUUUUAUAUCCCCACAAGUUU